Molecule: messenger RNA, 2261 nt
Organism: Diospyros lotus (date-plum)
Lineage: Eukaryota; Viridiplantae; Streptophyta; Magnoliopsida; Ericales; Ebenaceae
Product: BTB/POZ domain-containing protein At3g08570
Exons: 4
Coding region: 249-2048 (599 amino acids)
Molecular function (GO): protein binding
Source: RefSeq, a predicted model, not a curated record
GGAAUGAAAAGCAAAAGGUAAGCUAGCUGAUUGCGGCAGCAGCCUCAAGAGCCGAAGAAGAAGAAGAAGAGGUGGAGGAGGAAGGAAGAAGAGGAAAAGGCGAGUUUUGUAGUAAAUCAACGCAGGCCACGAGGCCAUUACUGUAAAUUCGGGAGGCAACAUACAUCGCAUUUCGUUUCUGUCGCUACUAACUAGCCAGUUCAGAGUUCAGAUGCUCCUGGAAAGUGACGUCCAAGCGGAGAAGCGAAAUGGUUUCCGAUUACUCUCUCGACCGCUCCCCCAAAUUCUGCAACUCCUUCGCUAACCGCAUUUUUUCAGAUGUGGCUGGAGAUGUUACAGUUAUUGUUGAUGGGGAGUCUUUUCUACUCCACAAGUUUCCCCUUGUUGCUCGAAGUGGGAAGAUACGGAAAAUGGUAGCAGAUUCUAAGAAUUCAAAUAUUUCAAAGCUGGAGCUCCUCAACUUACCUGGUGGUGUCCAGGCAUUUGAGCUUGCUGCAAAGUUCUGUUAUGGAAUGAAUUUUGAGAUCACUGCUUCAAAUGUGGCACAUCUGCGCUGUGCAGCAGAGUUCCUUGAAAUGACUGAAGAUUAUCGUGAAGAAAAUCUUAUAGCACGAACAGAGACAUAUCUGAAUGAGGUGGUUGUUCAAAGUCUUGAAAUGUCGGUUCAAGUCCUAUCUGCAUGUGAAACACUACUUCCUAUGGCAGAGGAAUUGGGAAUUUUAAAUAGAUGUGUAAAUGCAAUUGCUGUGAAUGCUUGUAAGGAGCAGCUGGCUUCAGGCUUAUCCCAUUUAGACUUUGAUGGUGGAUCUGUGGAUUUUAAGGGUGGAUGUCUUGAGUGGUGGGUCGAAGAUCUCUCAGGACUAAGAAUUGAUUUUUAUCAUAGAGUGGUCUCCACUAUGGGAAGAACUGGUGUGAGAUCAGAUAGCAUUAUUGCUUCCUUAAUGCAUUAUGCUCAGGUUUCUUUAAAAGGUAUUGGAAAGCAACAAAUAUGGAACCCAGCAAGAACAAAUUCAGGAGUGAUUGAAUCUGGCCAAAAGGCUAUUGUGGAAACUCUUGUGAGCCUUUUACCAACAGAGAAGAGUUCAUCCAUUCCGCUGAAUUUUCUGUUUGGGAUGUUGAAGAUGGCAAUCAUGGUGGAUGCUACCCUUGCUUGCAGGCUUGAGCUCGAAAGGAGGAUUUCUUUAAGGCUGGAAAUGGUUUCACUUGAUGAUCUUCUUAUACCUUCCUUCCAGGCUGGGGACUCCUUGUUUGAUGUUGAUACUGUGCAUCGAAUAUUAGUUCAUUUCUUGCAACGGAUUGAAGAGGAAGAAAAUAAUAAUUGUGGUUAUGAAUCAGAUGGGUUUGGUUCUCCAAGCCAUGGCUCUAUGUUGAAAGUUGGUCGGCUUGUUGAUGCAUAUCUAGCGGAAAUUGCUUCUGAUCCUUAUAUGAGUUUACAAAAAUUCAUUGCGAUGAUUGAUGUACUGCCUGAUUAUGCUCGUGUGAUUGAUGAUGGGCUAUACAGAGCUGUUGACAUAUAUUUGAAGGCCCAUCCCAUGCUAACUGAGCAGGAGUGCAAGAAGCUCUGCAAGUUCAUAGACUGUCAAAAGCUUUCUCAAGAAGCCUGCAAUCAUGCUGCACAGAAUGACAGGCUCCCGGUCCAGAUGACAGUUCAGGUUCUAUAUUUUGAGCAGAUCCGACUGAAGAAUGCCGUGUCUGGAAGCUUCGGGGAUGGGCAUCUUUCUCAAAAAAUCAGUAGUGGUGUUCCUAGUGCAGCCAUGUCUCCCCGAGAUAAUUAUGCUUCCUUGAGGAGGGAGAACCGGGAACUAAAGCUUGAGAUUUCAAGAAUGCGAGUAAGGCUCAGUGAACUGGAAAAGGAACAGGUGUUCAUGAAACAGGGGAUGAUAGAGAAGUCGGGGAAUGGGAAGACUUUCCUAACUUCAUUGUCCAGGGGGAUUGGAAGAAUCACCAUAUUCAAUGGUCCACGCGGCGGAAAGAAACAAAAAUCUGGUAGGAAAUCUCGAGUACCAGAAGGCAAAACUGGCAGGAGUAGGAGGUAUUCUGUUUCAUAACUGAGGCUUUAACUAUAAUGUUUAGCAGCUCUUAGAUACAUUGCAUUUUUGUUCUAAAUGAAUGGAUGUCUCUUGAAGUCCUGGAAUCUUUACAUGUUUAGGAUAGCAGUUCAAUAAUUUCACCAUUAGCAGCUUUGAAUGGAUUAGGCAACGUUAUUCACACUAUCAGGGUAGAUGGAUUCUUGAUGAAUUUAGCGUCCUAGUAGGAAAAAU